GCUGGGAAAUGUCUACCCUGGACCAGGAGGAUCCUGUGCAUCCUCCUAGGAGUUUUGCUAAACGGGUCCUGGUCACCGGAGGUGCAGGUUUCAUUGCAUCACAUGUGAUUGUUUCUCUAGUGGAAAAUUAUCCAAACUAUAUGAUCAUAAAUCUAGACAAGUUGGAUUACUGUGCAAGCUUGAAGAAUCUUGAGACAGUUUCUACCCAACAGAACUACAAAUUUAUACAGGGUGACAUAUGCGAUUCUCACUUUGUGAAACAGCUUUUCGAAACAGAGAAAAUAGACAUAGUCCUACAUUUUGCUGCGCAAACACAUGUAGACCUCUCCUUCGUUCGUGCCUUUGAGUUUACAUACGUGAAUGUGCAUGGCACUCACGUUUUGGUCAGUGCUGCCCAUGAAGCUAGUGUGGAGAAGUUCAUUUACGUCAGCACAGAUGAAGUAUAUGGAGGCAGCCUGGACAAGGAAUUUGAUGAAUCUUCCCCCAAACAACCCACAAAUCCUUAUGCAUCCUCUAAAGCAGCUGCUGAAUGUUUUGUACAGUCGUACUGGGAACGCUAUAAGUUUCCAGUUGUCAUCACCAGAAGCAGUAAUGUCUAUGGACCGCAUCAGUAUCCAGAGAAGGUCAUUCCAAAAUUUAUAUCUUUACUGCAACACAACAGGAAAUGCUGUAUUCAUGGAUCUGGGCUACAAACAAGAAAUUUCCUCUAUGCUGCUGAUGUAGUAGAAGCAUUUCUCACUGUCCUCAAAAAGGGGAAACCAGGUGAAAUUUAUAACAUUGGAACCAAUUUUGAAAUGUCAGUUAUUCAACUUGCCAAGGAAUUGAUACAACUGAUCAAAGAGACCAAUUCAGAGUCUGAAAUGGAAAACUGGGUUGAUUAUGUUAAUGAUAGACCCACCAAUGACAUGCGAUAUCCAAUGAAGUCAGAAAAAAUACACGGCCUGGGAUGGAAACCAAAAGUGCCUUGGAGAGAAGGAAUAAAGAAAACAAUUGAAUGGUACAAAGACAAUUUUCACAACUGGAAGAAUGCCGAAAAAGCAUUAGAAGCUUUCCCAGUGUGAUCACCAUUUGUUUAGCUGUUGGAGAGAAGGAAAUCAAUCUACCUCGACAAGUGAGAAGAAAACAAGUGACCAAGUAACGUGGCCUCAGUUCAUUUGGAAACAGCUUCGGAACUUUUUGUGUGAAAAAUUUAAAUGCAACAUUCCAAGACAUGCAAGCUCAGGCAUGUGACAUCCUAUUUAAGUACUCAAAUGAUUCCAGGAAAAUAAGUGUGUGUGUGGGGGCAAUGUGAUAGUAUAACAGGGAGGGCUCUUACCUUGCACAUGGCCACCCUAGGUUCAAUCCUUGGCAUUCCAUAUGGUCCCCCGAGCACCUUCAGGACUGAUUCCUGAGUGCAGAGCCAGGAGUAAGCCCUGAGCACUGCUG
Molecule: messenger RNA, 1425 nt
Organism: Suncus etruscus (white-toothed pygmy shrew)
Lineage: Eukaryota; Metazoa; Chordata; Mammalia; Eulipotyphla; Soricidae
Gene: TGDS
Product: TDP-glucose 4,6-dehydratase
Exons: 12
Coding region: 9-1061 (350 amino acids)
Biological process (GO): nucleotide-sugar metabolic process
Molecular function (GO): dTDP-glucose 4,6-dehydratase activity
Source: RefSeq, a predicted model, not a curated record